Messenger RNA from Asparagus officinalis (garden asparagus), 1738 nucleotides. RefSeq names its product APO protein 3, mitochondrial. The transcript has 3 exons. Lineage: Eukaryota; Viridiplantae; Streptophyta; Magnoliopsida; Asparagales; Asparagaceae. Gene Ontology annotation, molecular function: RNA binding. The coding region runs from base 254 to 1480 and encodes 408 amino acids. The record is from RefSeq and is a predicted model, not a curated record.
GAAGUCCGUUGUAAAUGUGAUUUUCUGAGCAUUGGCGAUCGCCGCGAUCCUAAAUAAUUUAUGGGCAUAUCUCAACUAUUGAGCAGAGCCCGUAUCCUUGAAAGAGUUAACGAGAUUGUCAACAAAACAUCUUGGCCAAUGUUUCUUUCCUUGAUGACUUUAAUUUAUCAGAAACCCAUGAGAUUGCAAAGCACGUUGAAUCAAGAUGAGAAUAUUAUAAAUGUGAAAAAAGUGAUGAAAUCUCAGCCGAGAGAUGCUACUAAGAAGCGUUUUGCUACGACAUAUAUCUCUUGUAAAGAAGAGGGUGAUGUCCCAGUUUCAUAUUAAAAUCUCAACAUUGAGCUCAUGGAUAAGAGAUCAAGAUGAAGAGAGGGGAGAUACAGAAGAAGAGUACGAGGAACCCUAUGCUGAUGUCCCAAGGCCUGCCAAGAAAUGGCAAAGAAAGCCAUACCCAACACCAGUGAAGGAGUUAAUUCGAAGAGCCAAAGAAGAGAAGCGAGCCAGACAAAAGAGCCCAUGUCGGCUCCUCGAAAAUGCCCCAGAGAAUGGCCUCCUCGUUCCUGACCUCAUUGAGGUUGCUUACCAAGUAUACAACGCCAACGGAAUUUUGCUUCUUGGCCUCUCUAAGCUUGUAGAUGGUGACUCAGCUAUUCCUGUCAAGAAAUGCAGGUUUUGUUCUGAAGUGCACAUAGGCCACCAUGGCCACGAGAUUAGGUCUUGUGAAGGAAAAGAGAGUGGUUCGAGGAAUUCAUUCCAUGUGUGGACAAGAGGAGGCAUUCGAGAUAUUGUUGGUUUCCCAUAUUGUUAUCAUCUCUUCGACAGGGUUGGAAAGCCUAGAAUUGGACAUAAAGAGAGAUUUGGGAUCCCGAGACUUCCAGCUAUAACAGAAUUGUGCGUCCAAGCCGGAUUAGCUUUAGAUGAUUACCCAACAAAGAGAAGGACUAAGCCCGUGUACUCAAUUGAAGGAAGAAUUGUAGACUUCGAGCCAGAGACAGAAGAAAAUGUCACUGUAGAAAGAAAUUACAACCAGGCCCAUCUACAUAAAAAACAUGAAGAAGAGAUGACAAGAGCUGAAUGGAGUCAGAGAACAUUGCAAGCUUGGUUUGAGAUGAGAUUAGGAGCAAAAAAGAUAAUGAAGAAAUAUAGUGUUUGGACUUGUGGCUAUUGUCCCGAAGUUCAAGUGGGUCCCAAGGGACACAAGGUGAGAAUGUGCAAAGCAGUGAAGCACCAAUUUCGUGAUGGUCAGCAUGCUUGGCAAGAAGCCACCAUCGAGGAUUUGAUCAGGCCGAACUAUGUUUGGCACGUGCGUAGCCCGGAUGGACCUCCUCUUUCAAAUGAGCUGAAGAGGUAUUACGGAAAGGCGCCAGCUAUUGUGGAGCUUUGUGUUCAAGCUGGUGCAUGUGUCCCUGAGCAGUAUAGAAGUAUGAUGAGGUUGGAUGUUAUUCCUCCUGAGCUUGAUGAACAUGAUUUGGUCGCAUGAGGUUCUUGGGAACUUAUAGAACUGAAGGAAAGAUAUUGAUCGACAAAGCGUGAAGUACAUAGGUCAGUUCUUUAAAAUUUCGUGAUGUUGCUGUCGUUUAUUUCAUUUGUUUUGUUCGUGUGUUCAUAUUCUGAAACUGUUAUAACUUAGUAUAGCAAUGAGAAAAAAUUUCUGGGUGCUUGGUGAAGGGACGAUGUUGAUAGACAUGAAACUUUAUGUGCAUCGUUUAUGCACACAACUUGCUAGUUCUUUCAGAGA